Paramecium primaurelia is the source of this 465-nucleotide messenger RNA. NCBI's taxonomy places the organism in Eukaryota, Ciliophora, Oligohymenophorea, Peniculida, Parameciidae. The record is from the annotation of a GenBank genome assembly.
AUGCAAUUUAAUCCAAUAAUAUCACCAAUCUAUUUUGAUGAUAUUUCUGCUGUUCAAACUUAUGCAAGAUAAAAUCACUUGUUACUUUAUGUAUAUAAAAAUACCAUUUAUGAUCUCUCAGAAUUUGCAUACACUCAUCCUGGCGGUCUAUAAGAAAUAUGCAUAUACGCAAAUACAGACAUUUCUAAAAUUAUUUUCAACCCCCAAAUUCAUAAACAUUCACCCUUAAUGCUCUUUAAAAUGUCUAAAUUUACAUUCGGAUAUAUUUAACCACAAAAACAAAAAACUUUACUGAAAUCAAAAUCUUCAUAAUAACUACUACAAUAAACAAGAAAGAAUUUACUAUCUGCGACGGAUCCUGAUUACUUAGCUGUACCAGAAGAUUGUUGUAUAGAGCAAGUUAGAAGUAUCAAAACACAUAGAAGAAUUUAUCAUUCAUAUGAAUAAAUAUCAUAACCCAAAUGA